Molecule: messenger RNA, 816 nt
Organism: Effrenium voratum
Lineage: Eukaryota; Dinophyceae; Suessiales; Symbiodiniaceae
Source: the annotation of a GenBank genome assembly
AUGAAGUUCAAGGGAAAAUCCUUUAUUGCGAUCGUGCUUUCACCUGAGCAACCCUUCGAUGCGUGGUUCAAGGAAGUUGACCGGAUCAUAUCUCGCUCGCCGGGUUUUUUCAUCGACCGGCCGAUCAUCCUUGAUGUUCGAGGCACCAACAUCCCGAUCGAGGAUCUGGAACAGCUCCUCGAUGGUUUGAACGAGCGCUCGAUCCGCGUCAUGGGAAUAGACGGCGUGUCCGGGACGCGCCUCAAGAAAGGCAUGCCGCCGAGCUUUGGCGGCGGACGGCUUGCUUCAGAUGUGGCGGUGCCCGAGCCAGGCAAUGUCAGUGACGAAGACAACAAAGAGGUCCAGUCAGCUGAUGCAUCAGCCGCAGCCCCAAGUGAAACAUCCGUGGUCAAUUCGAAAGACGGGGAUGUAAACGGACAAUCAGUCAACGGCCAUACUUCUGCCAAACCGGACACGGAGACAUCGGAUCCUGCCCCAAUGGAAGAAGGUGCAUCGAUCGUGAUUCCCGAACCCGUUCGCUCAGGCCAGAGCAUCCUCCAUCCGGAUGGAGACGUCACGGUGAUCGGGUCCGUCAGCUCUGGUGCAGAGAUCAUUGCGGGCGGGUCCAUCCAUAUCUACGGCGCACUGCGUGGCCGGGCCCUUGCUGGCGUUGCUGGCAAGGACAAUGCCAGGAUUUUCUGCACGAAGCUGGAUGCCGAACUGGUCUCCAUCAACGGACUUUACAAGGUCGCGGACGACUUCGACGCCGCCUUACGCAAUUCACCGGCACAGAUCCGCUUCGAGAACGAAACGCUGGUCUUUGAAGAACUGAACUGA